This is a messenger RNA of Zingiber officinale, 1576 nucleotides long. Its product is annotated as protein NCA1-like. The record is from RefSeq and is a predicted model, not a curated record. The coding region runs from base 171 to 1292 and encodes 373 amino acids. The transcript is spliced from 9 exons. Gene Ontology annotation, biological process: protein monoubiquitination; DNA damage tolerance. Gene Ontology annotation, molecular function: single-stranded DNA binding; protein binding; ubiquitin protein ligase activity. Lineage: Eukaryota; Viridiplantae; Streptophyta; Magnoliopsida; Zingiberales; Zingiberaceae.
UCUAACGUCCAAUUAAAAAAAAAAAAUCGGUGGGGAACUUUGGUCGUCCCUUCCCUGGUCCCGUUUCCUUCGUCAGUCGGUGUUCCUCUUCCCAUCGCGUCCGACGAACCUGGCGGCGACGCCCCUGCACUCUCGUCGAAGAUCAUGCAAGGAACUUAUAUAAGGCUUAGAUGCCAAGGCCUCUUUCUUCUUUUCUUAAUUCGAACAAAAUGAGUUCAGCUUGUCCAUUUGCUAAAGGAGCUUCAGCCAAUGCAGCCUGUUCAAUGAGGCCUGAACCGAAUCAAGAAAAUGUUGAGCAUAACGUCAAGGGAAAUGAUGAGAGCAAUGACUCUGAUACUAUAUCUCCAAAAUGUCCAUAUGGCUUUGACUCACAAACUUUUAAGCUUGGUCCUUUAAGUUGCAUGAUUUGCCAAAGCUUGCUCUAUGAGAGCAGCAAAUGUACACCAUGUUCCCACAAAUUUUGCAAAAUUUGCAUAUCCCGCUUUAAUGAUUGCCCACUUUGUGGCGCUGAUAUAGAAAAGAUUGAGCCUGAUAAAGAACUCCAGGUCAUGGUUGAUCGCUUCAUUGAUGGUCAUGCUAGAAUCAAGAGGUCCCAAAUUAAUACAGAUGCAAUGGAAGGAAAAGAUGUUCCCCAAACCGUGAUAUAUGGUGAUGUCUCCAUGGAACGUGGUUCUUUCCUAGUGCAACAGGCUAUGAGGGCCUUCCGUGGACAAAAUGUAGAGAGUGCUAAAUCAAGACUCAGUAUGUGUGCAGAGGAUGUCAGAAAACAGUUGGAGACGUUGGGAAACUCAUCUGAAUUAUGUUCACAACUUGGAGCUGUUCUAGGGAUGCUAGGGGAUUGCUGUCGAGCAAUGGGGGAUGCUAAGUCAGCUAUUGAUUUCUAUGAAGAGAGUGUCGAGUUUCUCUCAAAACUGCCUACCACUGAUAUUGAGUUGGUGCAGACACUCUCUAUUUCUUUAAAUAAAGUUGGAGAUAUUAAAUAUUAUGAUGGAGACUUGCAAUCAGCAAGAAAUUAUUACGCAAAAGCUUUGAAUUUUCGUCGAAAUGCUGUCAAAGAGAACUCCAGUUUGUCUUCCCAGGUUGUUGAUGUAGCUGUUUCUCUUGCCAAAGUUGCUGAUGUGGAUAGAAAUCUAGGAAAUGAAGAUUUCGCAACAAAUGGAUUCAAGGAAGCAAUAAGCUGUCUGGAAUCAUUAAACCUGAGUUCAAAUGAAGUGGGACUAGAACAAAAGCGCAAGUCUGUACUGGAAUUUUUGAACAAACAGCUUGCAGAGAAAAGAUCGUCAAGCCAUUGAUGCUGUCGUUUGAUGAGGUUUGCAUGCAACACCCACCAUAAUCACUAUUGGACCAAGUAUGGUUGAGUGUCAUGCAUACUUAUAUUAUAUGAGGUGGCAAAAAAUUAGAUUAGCUGUUUACACGAUCUACAUAUCUUUUAUGGUUUGCAGGACUAUGCUUUGAACGUGCAAGUAUAGACAGUAACCAGAGGGCUAAUAAUUGAUGCUCUGUAUGCACAUGAACGUUUUUCGUACUUUUGAUGAUAAAUAUAUGAAAUUUAAUGCACUAUAGCCUUUACAGUUUA